Molecule: messenger RNA, 1049 nt
Organism: Triplophysa dalaica
Lineage: Eukaryota; Metazoa; Chordata; Actinopteri; Cypriniformes; Nemacheilidae
Gene: drgx
Product: dorsal root ganglia homeobox
Exons: 7
Coding region: 186-1049 (287 amino acids)
Biological process (GO): regulation of transcription by RNA polymerase II
Molecular function (GO): RNA polymerase II transcription regulatory region sequence-specific DNA binding; DNA-binding transcription factor activity, RNA polymerase II-specific
Source: RefSeq, a predicted model, not a curated record
GUUGGAGCAGAGGAGGUGAGAGCGGAACACUUUGUGAUUGACGUUGUGAUUGCUCAGCCGAGGUUGAUACACCGGGAUCUCUCCAAAGCACUCCAGCAGCGCGAUUUCACACCGGAUCGUCAUUAGAGUGAAACAUUCAAUAAUUGCUCCACUGGGUACGAGACGCAAAGCACCGGGAAACAGAUAUGUUUUACUUUCACUGUCCACCACAGUUAGAAGGAGAAUGCUGCAGGACCAACACACUAAACACAAAUGGAUUUGGGAAUCACGCCUCUGGAGACUUCGAUGACGGUUUCCUGCGCAGAAAACAACGCAGAAACAGGACAACCUUCACCUUACAACAGCUGGAAGCCUUGGAGGCCGUUUUCUCACAGACCCACUAUCCAGACGUGUUUACAAGAGAAGAGCUGGCUAUGAAAAUAAACCUAACCGAGGCCCGUGUCCAGGUGUGGUUUCAAAAUCGAAGGGCAAAGUGGAGAAAGACAGAAAGAGGAACUUCAGACCAGGAGGGGAGCAAAGAACAAAUCAAUGAAGGCAACCCUCCUUCAAGAAACCUCAGCCAGUCUCCUGUUGACCACGUCAGAAAUAAGAAAGAACCAAUGGACAUACAGCAAAAUAUAAACAGAGUUGUUGGUUCAGGUGGACCUUUUUUCCCAUCUUGCUUGCCGGGGACUCUGUUGAACUCAGCUACUUAUGCACAAGCUUUGUCGCAGGUUGCGACUUUAAAAGGAAGCCCCUUGUGCUCCUGCUGUGUGCCUGACCCAAUGAGCCUCUCCUUCCUGCCACCAUAUGGAUGCCAGAGUAACCGGACAGCCAGUGUUGCAGCCCUGCGGAUGAAGGCCAGGGAACACUCAGAGGCAGUGCUGCAGUCGGCCAACAUGCUGGGGAUCGGGUCUACAACUGGGUCAGGGGUCGGGCUGGGCCACAGCACAGUCGCUUCUGGAGGAAGCGAUCCCAGUCCAAACUCUGGUACCUCUAAGAUUACAUCACAGAGAAGAACUCCUGACAAGCACCUGCACUCCCAAAAGGAGGGCCUGGAAAAGAAAUAA